AUGGGCGACGAAGGUCAAUCGAUCAUGCACAUUGAUCCUCAGCUGGCUGCUAUGUCCGGUAGGCCUUCGACGGAGAGCUGGCUGGAGGGUGGGUCGAGCAAUGAGCCUGACUACCAAGUCGAGAAGAUCCUGAAGAAGGGGUUCACGGAGGAGGGCAAACGUGUCUUGUAUCUCGUGCGUUGGAAGGGCUACACAGAACAGUAUGACUCAUGGGAACCUCGUGAGAAUCUGCUGGUACGGGAACGUGAGCUGGUUGAUGAGCUCGAGGAACGUCUGAAGGAACUGCGACGGCAGCAGGCCGCGGAAGAGGACUCGGAUGACGAGUCGGACGACUUCAGCUCUGACGGAGAGUACAUUGACGAGGAAGCGGAGAAUGCGUACAGUAUGCCGCCAAACCCAAACAUCAAUGUCCUUGACCCAGAUUUAUGGUCUGAUGAGAGCGAAGAGGACGGUGAUGGGGAGGACGCAUUGAUGGGUAACACAUCCCUGCGCAGCGGAAUGAAACAGUUCGGCAGACAUGGAGACGAGGACGACGACUUCGAGAAUCUGCGGAAUGAUCUGCGCGUUGGCAAGGGAUUCAAACAAAAAGGAAAGCGAAAAGGACGCCGUGGACCACUUAUGUACCAGCCUUCAGUAGAAGUGGAAGGUCUUCUUGCUCGCGCCAACGAAUUCUGGAUUCAUCUGCACGACCCAGAUGCGGCACGUAAGAUCUUCCUGGAAAUCAUCCGGAUUGACCCACGCGUAGUCGCGGCUUACCAAACGCUUGGUACGAUCUACAUGGAUACGGGACGCCCCAAGGAAGCACUGGAUAUAUGGUUUCUAGGAGCGCAUCAUCAAUCGAGAAACAAUGAAGGUUGGGUGACCUGUGCUAAGCUCGCAACGCAGUUUGCGGAGGAAGAGACCGAGGAGAGGACAGAGACUCAGAGGGACCAUUACAGGAAGCAAGCAGCUUACUGUUAUUCCCGUAUCCUAUCUAAUAAGACGGGUGAUGUUGACGCGCUAUGGGAACGAUCUAUUCUUUUCCGUCAACUUGGAAAAACGCAAGCGGCUAUCACUGGAUUUAAGAGGCUGCUGGACCUUCUGCCGUAUGAUAUGAGUAUAUCGAGGGAGUUGGCGAGGAUAUACAGCGAAGAUGGCAAUUACAUUGAAACGAUCAAGCUCUAUGGAGAUUCAAUGCAGCAUUACAUGCAGUCCUCGACUAUAAAACCUGGGUCAAAGUUUGAUUUCUCCGAGUUAAAUAUCCUAGCAGAAGCUUACAUGGAAGAGGAGCGCUGGAGUGAAUGCAUUGAAAGGAUCAGGUCUGGUGCGCGCUGGCUUCGUGGCAGAAGAUCGGAGACCUGGUGGGAUGAGGUCGGCACCGAUUGCGAGUGGGACGUUGAUGAUGAACGAAGAAGAAAGGCGGUCGAGGUCAUCAACAGACGGAGUCGCAGGACAGUUGGUCUUAGAGACGGCAGGGACAUGUACUCUUUACCUGUGGAGCUGAAGAUUAAGCUGGGGCAGUGUCGGUUGAAGUUGGGCGAAUGGGAGGAAGGUUUGCAACACCUCCAAGUCCUGGAGGGGCUGGAUCCUGAGCAGUGGCAAGAACCUUUCCUGGCUGCUGCGGAUGCGUGUUUGGAAUUUGCGGAAAACUGCGAUGAUUCUGAGCCAGUCGAUGAGAUUGAUCCUGACCCCGAAGUGAUCACAGAGAACGAAGAAAGAGAGCGAAUCAAGGCGGCAGCAUACGACGCGAGUUGCAGCUUCUACCACGCGCUGAAUGAAUGUGAGGCCACGCGUGCUCCGGCGAACUACAUGGGACUGGGAAGAUGUUGUUUGGCCUUAAAGGAAUACGAGGAUGCGGAGAGUUGCUUUUCAGUUGUCUACACCAUGCUUCCGAAUGACAUCGAUUCACGCGUUCGUCUUGCUGAGAUGUACGAAUUGCUGGAUAGGAGAGAUGAAGCUCUGGCUCUUAUCAACGAUGUCAUUCGCAUUCGCAGCGAGGAAUUGGCGAAGCUGCCUGCAGAAGCACUCGAGAAAGUUGAGGAGGAAGAUGACGACGACGAACAUGCCAUCUUCAAGGUGACUGACAGGGUUCGCCCUAAUCGAUGGGGAUACAAGAGAAUGCGUCGACAGCUGGAGCGCCUCCGUGGUAUUAAGAUUCAAAACGAAGAGGCUCGUAUUGCGGCUACGAUCGAGCGCGGUAAAAAGCUUGACCUCAUCCGUGAGCAGAUGGAGGCGCACGAUCCCGUUGCUGUAGAGGAGUGGGUGAACACUGCCACCGAGCUUUGCGAGGAGUUUGCUUCCGUCAAGUCCUUCUAUCCUGGUGAAAGAUGGCAGAAGUUCAAGGGGUUGCGAUUCAUGCAGACCAAGAAGAAGGGUAUGAACGAGCGUUUGGAAAUGUUGGCACAUAGACUUCAAGAGUCUGCAGCUGGAGACGAUUCACAAACUGCUUGGGGAGAGGAUCCUGAGCGGUAUCCUACGGAGUUCAGAGGGAUGGCGUGGGAUAAGUGGUUGCACACAUUUCUGCAAUGUGCAGUGCUACUCGCAACGUACGGAGAUAUUCUGGAUGCGUACAAGAUCUUGGAUUCCGCAGUGGCAGCAAAUGUGUUUUACCAGAACAAAGAGCGGGAAGUACAAAUGCAUCUAGUGAGCUUAGCUUGUGCAAUUCGCGCCAAUGACGCGGAACGUGGUCAAGCGGCUGCAAGAUGGUUCUUGCAGAAAGAGAGUCACACCUUCGAUACUUUCAAGAUGUUCUAUGCCGCUAUCGGUACUGGUCAUGACAGUCUGGAUACCUUUGUCGCCGGACCUAGUCAGAAAUACUUCCUGCGUCUCGUCAGGCAAGUUGAUACCGUUUUGGACAACAAGCUCUCAUCAAAACCCAACAAGACUGCACUGCAACCGCCGAAGAAGAAUAUUACCAGGUACAACCCGUUCGCGUUGAUGACAUACGGGCAUAUGAUGGCCGGGAACAAGAGUUAUGUAGUUGCUUUGAAUUACUAUCUCCGCGCAUAUGCUAUUGGCCGCGAAGUCGGUGUCGUCGAUCCCAUGGUCUGCUUUUCGACCGCAGUGGCCUAUCUUGGCCAAGCCUUGAAGCGUCAGACCGACAACCGACAGUACCAGAUCAUUCAGGGUUUCAUGUUCUUGCUCAAAUAUUACGACAUUCGCAAGGAACAGGGACGUUUUGCACGCCUUGAAGCUGAGUACAACAUGGCCAGGGCGUACCAUCACUUGGGUCUAGGCCAUCUUGCUAUUCCUUGCUACGAGUCUGCGCUUCGUCUUUCUGACGAGCUGCACGAAGGGGUCAUGGAGAACACCCCUGAAGCAAAAGAACUUGAAAGGUUUGAUUUCAGGUGGGAAGCUGCAUACAAUCUGCAGCUGGUCUAUAUCGUUGCUGGAAAUAUGAAGUUGGCGAAGAAGGUUACAGAGAAAUAUCUGGUGUUGUGA
Molecule: messenger RNA, 3420 nt
Organism: Saitoella complicata NRRL Y-17804
Lineage: Eukaryota; Fungi; Ascomycota; Saitoellomycetes; Saitoellales; Saitoellaceae
Product: TPR-like protein
Exons: 3
Coding region: 1-3420 (1139 amino acids)
Biological process (GO): transcription by RNA polymerase III
Cellular component (GO): transcription factor TFIIIC complex
Molecular function (GO): protein binding
Source: RefSeq, a predicted model, not a curated record